Lycium ferocissimum is the source of this 1250-nucleotide messenger RNA. RefSeq names its product RNA-dependent RNA polymerase 1-like. The transcript is spliced from 3 exons. Gene Ontology annotation, molecular function: nucleic acid binding. NCBI's taxonomy places the organism in Eukaryota, Viridiplantae, Streptophyta, Magnoliopsida, Solanales, Solanaceae. The record is from RefSeq and is a predicted model, not a curated record. The coding region runs from base 116 to 751 and encodes 211 amino acids.
CCUUCAUGAUCUAAAUUUUAAGAUUCGGGGAUACGGUUCCAAGUACGGGUACGGGUGCGGGGAUUCGGCUAAAAAUAAUUCAAAUAUCUAAAAAUAGAGUUAUAAAACCUAAAUUAUGAGAUAUUAUGUGGAAAACUUGAGGAGAAUCUCGGAAGGAGAUAAAAGGAAAAGGAGUGACAUAGAAAUUUCUAUAUACAAGACUUCAGAGGCUUUGAGAGUAGAAUUUGGCUAUAUGGGAAAGACAAUUCAGGUUUUCGGAUUCCCUUAUCUUGUGUCUGCAGAAGUAGUCAAGUUAUUCUUAGAGAAAUAUACAGGAAAUGGAACCGUGUAUGCAUUGGAGGUUAAGCAGUCGAAAGGAGGACCUAGAGCAUUUGCCAGAGUUCAAUUUACCAACAGCAGAAGCGCGGAUAUUAUCAUCAAUUUGGCUAGUACGAGGCUGUAUUUUGGCUCUUCUUAUUUGAAGGCUUGGGAAAUGAAAACUGAUAUUGUCCAACCAAGGACGUAUGUGCAGCAGACGGAUGGCAUAACUUUGAAUUUUGGAUGUCAGAUAUCAGACGACAAGUUUGCAGUGUUGGGAAGUAGUAGACAAGUUUCAAUUAAAUUUGGCGUUGGAUUGAAGAGAAUGUACUUCCUUUUAUCAUGUGGUUCAGUUGAUUAUAAACUUCAGCUUUCAUAUGAAAAUAUAUGGCAGAUUGUGCUUCAUCAUCCGUAUGGUCAGAAUGCUCAGUUUCUCCUCAUACAGUACUUGUAACUUAUUUGCACUGAGGAAUUGCCACAUUGCAUUAGCUGCAUCACGACACAGAAUGCAGCAACUCAUAUAUCUAUUGAUGAAUCAUAAAUGAAAGCAGUCACUGCUAAUAACCAUAUAAAAGGCAACUAAAACUCUGUUAAUUUCGUUGGCUGUAAUGUGCUUUUGUCCAAAUUUACCAUAUUGUGUUCUUGUUAGGAUCGGGAACCCGGGUAGUGCGGAAUUUAUCCAAACAAUGUUGUAAAGACAAUCACAAAGACAAUAGAAGUUGAUAAUAAUGACAAGUAGAGAAAAUAAAGAAGACACAAAUUUAACGUGGUUCGGUCGGUGUGACCUACGUCCACAAGCGGAGAGGAGCAAUUCUACUAUACCAAACGAGAGUACAAUAGAGAGUACAAAAUUAGAGAUAAUACUCUAACUAACCCAAAAUAUCCCAAGAGAAUAACCUCACAAGAUCACUCCAAAGAAGGGUUCACACAAGUGUUUCCCAACAUUAACUCUC